AUGUUGUCCAGAGUUUUCCGUGCUUCGAAAAUCCAAAAGAGAUUCCUCUCUCUUCACGAGUUCCGCUCCGCUGCCAUCUUGGAGUCCUCCGGUGUUGGUGUCCCUAAGGGUUUCGCCGCCACCACCCCACAGGGUGCCUUCGAUGCCGCCCAGAAGUUGGGCACCAACGAGUUGGUGAUCAAGGCUCAGGCUUUGACCGGUGGUAGAGGUAAGGGUCACUUUGACAACGGCUUCCAGGGCGGUGUCAAGUUGAUCUCUUCCCCAGAGGAGGCCAAGGACUUGGCCGAGAAGAUGUUGAACCACAAGUUGAUCACCAAGCAGACCGGUGAGGCCGGUAAGGAGGUCACCGCUGUCUACGUUGUCGAGAGAAGAGACGCCAAGACCGAGGCCUACUUGGCCAUCUUGUUGGACAGAGCUACUCAAUUGCCUAUGAUCGUGGCCUCCUCCCAGGGUGGUAUGGACAUUGAGGGUGUUGCUGCCAAGGACCCAGAUGCCAUCAAGACCUUCCCCGUUGACUUGAAGAAGGGUGUCACCGACGAGUUGGCCAAGGACGUUGCCUCUCAGUUGGGCUACUCUCAGGAGGCUAUCCCAGAGGCCGCUGAGACCGUCAAGAACUUGUACAAGGUCUUCACCGAGAAGGACUGUACUCAGGUUGAGAUCAACCCAUUGUCUGAGACCCCAGACCACAAGGUUUUGGCCAUGGACGCCAAGUUGGGCUUUGACGACAACGCCGAGUUCAGACAGAAGGAAGUUUUCUCCUGGAGAGACCCUACCCAGGAGGACCCUCAGGAGAUAGAGGCUGCCCAGUACGGCUUGAACUUCAUCAAGUUGGACGGUAACAUUGCCAACAUUGUCAACGGUGCCGGUUUGGCCAUGGCCACCAUGGACAUCAUCAAGUUGUACGGUGGUGAGCCAGCCAACUUCUUGGACUGUGGUGGUACUGCUACUCCUCAGACCAUUGAGAAGGCUUUCGAGUUGAUCUUGUCUGACAAGAAGGUGAACGGUAUUUUCGUCAACAUCUUUGGUGGUAUCGUGAGAUGUGACUACGUUGCCGAGGGUUUGAUUGCCGCUACCAAGAACUUCCAGUUGGACAUCCCAGUUGUCGUCAGAUUGCAGGGUACCAACAUGCAGAAGGCUAAGGAGUUGAUCAACAACUCUGGUCUCAAGUUGUUCCCAUUCGAGGACUUGGACCCUGCCGCCGAGAAGAUUGUCUCUUUGGCCCCAAAGGCUUAA
This is a messenger RNA of Candidozyma duobushaemuli, 1233 nucleotides long. RefSeq names its product succinate--CoA ligase (GDP-forming) subunit beta (gene LSC2). Gene Ontology annotation, biological process: succinyl-CoA metabolic process; tricarboxylic acid cycle. The transcript has 2 exons. Bases 1 to 1233 code for a protein of 410 amino acids. Gene Ontology annotation, molecular function: ATP binding; succinate-CoA ligase (ADP-forming) activity. The record is from RefSeq and is a predicted model, not a curated record. Gene Ontology annotation, cellular component: mitochondrion; succinate-CoA ligase complex. Lineage: Eukaryota; Fungi; Ascomycota; Pichiomycetes; Serinales; Metschnikowiaceae.